GAAAUCCUCACUAACAACUCUGGAGAAAACGUGUUUGGAAGCGACUGAGAACUGGAUCACGCAAUAUGUGGUUCUUAAAUACGGUCAUCACACCAUGCUGAAAGUUUGAGAGCGCUUAUUUUGAGCAGAGUUUCAGCACAGAAUCCGAGGAAAUGAUGUGGUUUUCUUGCUUAUUAAGCCUGCUGAUCUCUUUAGAUGCUAUGGACCUCGCUACUGCUAAAGAUCUAUGCAAGACAGAAGUAAGCGUACUUGGCAUGGCUCUCAAGGGCUUCAUCUACAAAAAGGUUACAGUAACAGCCCCUCAUGAUUGCGAUAUCACCUGCAGGGGAGAAACCAAAUGUCAAAGCUUCAACUAUGUGAUUGGUGAAAAGUCCUGUGAAUUGAGCGCUCGAACCAAGGAAGCAAGGCCUGAGAAUUUCCAGUCAGACGAUUCACGCUUUUACAUGGGACGCUUCAGUGGCAGAAUCCCCUUAGGCUCCAUUGCUGAAUUGCCAGCGUUAUCUUGCCAUGAGAUAAAGUUAAGCGAGGGUAAAGACACAAUAAGUAAAAUGUACUGGUUGGAUCCAACUAGCACCGGGAAAGCAGAGUUGCUUUACUGCGACAUGAAAUUGGAAGAUAUCGAUGAGUGCACAGGUAGCAACAACGACUGUGACGACAAUGCGUACUGCUCAAAUACUGUUGGGUCUUAUAAUUGCACCUGCAAAGAAGGAUUUACUGGGGACGGACACUCAUGCUCAGCUAAACCAUGUUAUCAUUACUAUAACCUGAGUGAUGCCAGCAGAAAUACAAUCAACGUAACAAUCCCUUCUCAAGCGUUGUGUGACAAUGAGCUCCUUGAGGGAUGGUAUCGUUUUGUGGGAGCUGCAGGAACUAAAAUGCCAACAACGCGUGUUCCACUAAACAGAUGUGGAACGAGAUUCUCAGGUUGGUUGAAUGGUACUCAUCCCACCGUGGAAGAUGGUGAGGUAUACAGAACGGUUUGCUUUAGUAAAAUAUUUGGCGGUUGCAAAUUCUCAAAUGAAAUUUCUGUUAAAAACUGUGGAUCAUACUUUAUCUACAAGCUUCAACAGCUGCCACCUGAUUGCUACUUGCGUUAUUGUGGUACAGACUGA
Molecule: messenger RNA, 1112 nt
Organism: Pocillopora verrucosa
Lineage: Eukaryota; Metazoa; Cnidaria; Anthozoa; Scleractinia; Pocilloporidae
Source: RefSeq, a predicted model, not a curated record